This is a messenger RNA of Symbiodinium pilosum, 537 nucleotides long. Lineage: Eukaryota; Dinophyceae; Suessiales; Symbiodiniaceae. The record is from the annotation of a GenBank genome assembly.
AUGCUGAUGCUGCCAGUAUGCAUCCACAGCAUGAAUGUGUUCAGCUCUGACCGACUCGAGAGAAAGCGGGAGGAUACUGCGGGGAUCCCCGCUUUAUCGCAGUACCUCGCGAAGGACCUGUGCCAUUUUGCGGAGCUGCUGAUUUUUGCAAUACUUUGGACUGGCAUCUAUGGACCUUUCUCAAAAGUGGUUGCGAGCCCCUGGACACUGCUUCGCCUGGCGGUAGCCCAGUGUUACAUGGCCUUCGGUCUGUCCUUCUUCCUGUCAGUGAACCUGACAAGCCAGAGCACAGCCACAGUGACCAUUAUGCUUCUGCUAGUUGUGGCGCAGCUCUGCUCUGGAGUUGACCUCAUUGCUUUUGGAGAAGUUCAGAGCACGCUUUGCGGCAUAGGAUGGGUCAUCUUCAUCCUCUCCCCGUCCUUCUACACGGUGGAGAGAAUUUUGCCCAUCUACCUCUUCGAGGGCGUCGAACAGCCUAUCAGACAAGCAGUGUGUGACGGCUUCCUGCAAAAGAAAGGUGUGAGCCCCCUGGCCUGA